UCACCCGGUUGCCCCUCGCUCCGCCGGUGGCCGGAUAGCUGCAGGAGGAAGAGGUCCAUUCACUUCCGAUCGAGCCCGCCGGCUGGUAAGAGGUCGCCAGAAGCCGGCAUGGAGACCGGAACCACCCCCUGGUCCACGGGCCUGUUCGACUGCGCCGAGGACCACGGAGUAUGCUUGCUGGGGUGGUGCUGCCCGUGCAUCGUGGUGGGUCGGGUGGCGGAGAUCCUGGACAAGGGGGCGACGUCGAGUGGCUCUGCCGCAUGCCUGUAUGUGGUAAUUGGGGUGCUGACGGCGUGGGAGUGCCAGUGGAUCUACUCCUGCGUCAACCGCACCAAGAUGCGCGCCCAGUACGGGCUCCAGGAGAAUCCCUGCCCAGACUGCUGCGUCCACUUCUGGCUCGAGUCCUGCGCCAUCUGCCAGGAGUACCGCGAGCUCCGCAACCGGGGCUUCGUCAUGGACAUCGGGUGGGAGGCCAACUUGGAGCUCCAGAAGCAGCAGGGCCGCGUCGAAGGCUCCACCGUGCCGCCCGCCAUGCAGCACAUGAUAUAAGAGACACGUUCAUCAUUGGUCGGUAUAUAUAUAUAUAUAUAUAUAUUGGUGGUGCUAGCUAGCUUAGCUAUUACCUGUUGGAUUGGAUCCGUGCUUAGUCUUUGCAGAUAGCAAAUCACAUAUGGCCGUAUGCAUCAUUCGAUGCAGAGGCCGGGGCUCGACCUCCUUUUCUAAAAAAAGAUAGCAAAUCACAACGGUUGUGCUUGGUUUACUUCAUCCAUUUAAUAGGCAGGCAUCCUUGUUACUCCUACAAGGUUUCAGGUUUUCAUGCUUCUAAGUGUUAACCAUCAUGUACUAUCAUUCACAGUGACGUAUGAUGUAAAUUUUGUGUUGCAUCCAUCUUUAAUUCACCACGUUGCUUGGGUAGGAAUAUAAGAGUCGGUAUUUAAGAGGGGAUUGGGACGAGAACAUAUACUAGCCUAAUUGUAGUCCUGCAUGGAC
This is a messenger RNA of Hordeum vulgare subsp. vulgare (domesticated barley), 990 nucleotides long. RefSeq names its product cell number regulator 2-like. The coding region runs from base 109 to 549 and encodes 146 amino acids. The transcript has a single exon. NCBI's taxonomy places the organism in Eukaryota, Viridiplantae, Streptophyta, Magnoliopsida, Poales, Poaceae. The record is from RefSeq and is a predicted model, not a curated record.